CACAAAUGCUCCAACCCUCCUGUUCUUCCAUUUAAAACCACCACCCCCCACCUCCUCCACUGCUCCCGCUGCCGCACCACCCACUACUGCCCCCCCAAUCGCCGAUCCGCCCACUGGCCCUCCCACAAGGCCAAAUGCCACCGCCCCAACUACGUCCUCCAGUUCUCCCUCCUCCCCCUCAACAUCACCAACCCUGCCAUCGCCCGCACCCUCUCCUGCCCAUCCUCGGCCAAGUUUUCCCACCUCCGCUCGGCCCUCCAGAUCGCCUGCUAUAAUGAUGGGAAAUUGGAUGAUUUGUUGACAUGUGGGAGAAGCUCAAGGAGGCGUAUCGGGCGGCGAGGCCGACGGCGGAGCAGAGGGAGAAGAUGAAGUGGUAUGGGACGGUUUGUGUCAAUGGUGACAGGCAGGGUCUGUGCGGGGAUAGGGUGUACGUGUGGGACAAAUGACGAGCUGCUGGAGUUGUCGAUUGAUAAUCGAGUAUGAAAAGCACAAGUUUGUAUAGAUAUAGAACACUUUGACAUAGAAAGGCAACGCGAACCUUUUCGGCAAUCCGUCUCCCUUAAAAGUUCUGUAUUUGACGCCAUCGCCUCGACUUCAGCAUACCCUUUGGCCGAGCGAGAAGUCCUUGACCACUGGUGGCUAUUCUAGAGGUAUACAUGCCAAUAAAUGUCCAUCAUACAGAAAGCCAUUCUCUAAAAGAGAGCAUAGGUCGCAAGGAAGGUAACGUCACAAUUCCCCCGCACCGGGUCGAGCCUUUUUCCGAGACCCUGUCCCACUCGACUGCCAUGAACCUACCUAUCAUCCGAUGUUGCACUGGCCCUUCUGAUGGCGUUUUCAACCAUCAUGCUUGCCAAAAUCAUCAACUGGUAAUGGACAGUAUUCCGGCCGACGCACAUACCCGGGAGGUGUUUUACGUUGGCGGCGAAUAUGUUGAUGACGGCACCGGCAAUGAGACGGUAUACGGGCAGGUGUAUGUCGAGCACCUCGUCCCAGUCCGUACACCCCUUCAGAAAUACCCCAUAGUCUUCAUCCCUGGAAGCAGUCGCACAGGCAUUGACUUCCUCACCACCCCAGCCAACAACGACAACACCAACUCGCCCACCCAACAAAGCUGGUCCUCCCACUUCCUCUCCCUCUCCCACGAGCUCUACCUCAUCGACCCCCCCUUCCGCGGCCGCUCCCCCUGGCACCCUCCCAACCACCUCUCCUCCUCCUCCUCCUCCCCAUACCUCACCUUCGGCGCGGGCCCCCUCCAAAAAGCCUGGGCCACCCCGCCCUCCUCCACCCAAUGGCCCGACAGUCCCCCCGCAGGCAAAGGCUCCCCCGCCUUCGACCACGUCAUGAGGUCGACCCACCCGCAGCUCGCCAACCUGGCAGAAGAGCAAUCCGUCGCCCAAAAGUCUCUGGCGGCCCUCCUGGACAAGAUCGGCAAGCCCGCCAUCCUCCUGGCUCACAGCAUGGGCUGCAAGAUAGCCUGGCUGCUCGCCGACGCGCGGCCGGGGCUGGUGAGGGCGAUUGUGGCCGUGGAGCCUGCCGGGCCGGCGUUUCAGAUGAGGGGGAUGGGGGGGUUGAGGAAGGAGCCGACCGUGUUUGGGCUGACCGAGGUGAGGUUGGGGUUUGAGCCUGCGGUUGGGGAGGGGGGGGAGGGGUUGAGGAGGCGGUUGGUCAAGCCGGGGGAGGAGGGGCUGUUGGAGUGUUGGCUUCAGGACGAUGGGGAAGCCGGGGAGGUGAGGAAGCUGGUGAAUUUGAGAAGGGUGGAGGUGUUGGUCGUGACGGGGGAGGGGUCGCCUCAUAAGGGGUAUGACUGGGGGACGGUGGAGUUUUUGAGGCAGGCUGGGGUGGAGGGGGUGGAGCAUUUAGUGCUGAGGGGAGAGGCGGGAGGGGUUCUGGAGGGGAGGGGGGGAGGGGGGAACGGACAUAUGAUGAUGUUGGAGAGGAAUAGGGGGCGGAUUGGGGAGGUUUUGGGCCAGUGGGUUGGGAGGAGGGUGUGA
Messenger RNA from Podospora pseudocomata, 1991 nucleotides. RefSeq lists its product as uncharacterized. The record is from RefSeq and is a predicted model, not a curated record. Lineage: Eukaryota; Fungi; Ascomycota; Sordariomycetes; Sordariales; Podosporaceae. The coding region runs from base 657 to 1991 and encodes 444 amino acids. The transcript has 3 exons.